Porites lobata is the source of this 1672-nucleotide messenger RNA. The record is from the annotation of a GenBank genome assembly. NCBI's taxonomy places the organism in Eukaryota, Metazoa, Cnidaria, Anthozoa, Scleractinia, Poritidae.
AUGCAGUAUUUCACAAUUUUGCAAAACAAAUUGCACUCAUUCAAUAUUCAGGACGAUCAAAGCAUGCGUGGGCUUUUAGCUAAACCGUUAAAAAAAUUUCCAAAAUCACAGAGACAGCAAUUUUCAUCCACGAACACAAGUAUUUAAGUGUCUCUAAAAAUCCUGAGUCUUCAAGCUUAAAGAUGUUUUAAGCCGGCUUCCCGGUGUUUGCUUUUUUCAAAGAUGAACUCAAGAAAAUCGCUCAAAGCUUUCUUUUGAUCUUUCUUUUAAAGCCAGAAUUAUAACUAAAUAUUAUUUGGAACGUUUUCUUUCUAUUUGCGGUGAGAAAAUGUCUAAAGGCUUUUUAAAAGUUCUGUAAGCUUAUAUCAAACCUGAUACUCGGUCAGGUCAUUGUCUCAAAUCUUACAAACGUACAUAAACAAAAUAGUCGCAUAAACUACGCUCGACUUCAUUAAAUUAGAUAUAAAAACAAACAUCAAUUAUCAUGCAAUAAUUACUCAGGCUUACCUUUCGAGAUGCAGCCCCUGAAAGGUAUCAAGUAAGGCCAGUAUCGCUUCAGACUUUUCAACCCUCUUUACACAUUAACGAAGGUGAAAAACGAAAACAAUGCCACCCGAAAUCGAAUUUCCGACUUUGAAAAGUAACGUAUUUCUCAACCAAAUACCCAAUAAACAAACCAGCCAUGAAUAACAGAAGACUGUACUCUUGAUAGCAGCUGAAUUUCAUUUUGUACAUCCAGUGGAAAAAGACAGUUAAAGACAUCACAAGUUGACACAAAACUCUGUCAGCUUCAGCUGUCAAAUUAAACAAGAUUUUCCGUAUCUCUUUCGGGCACCUCGACAUAGUGAGGUGCUGAAAGGUCUGUAGGUUAGUGGUAGUGCAUAUGGACUGGUAACCAGAAGAUCACAGAGGCGGCUCCCAUUGGGAGGCGAGCCACCUGUGUCACUGACUGACAAAACAUCUUUUUUUAUGUAUUCACCAGGCACAAAAUUCACCAUCACAUUUCUAUCCUUACCAAUUUUGUCAAAUUCGCCAUUUUCGUCAAUUUUGCCGAGUGAGCGAACAUGCUACAGCAUUGUGUUGUGUAGACAUUAUUUGGCCACAGAAGAAACCGCCAGAAAGGUUGACGCUUUUUGCCGCCUGAGUCCGGCCUAGGGGAAUGGAAAUCAGCGGGGAAAUUUUUAAGAUUUGUUUUGUUACCCCCAAAAAAGGGAAAGACAAAAUUUGGUUAGUGCUGCGCGCAUUGGAAAGUUAGCGAGAUAUGUGGGUGCCGUCUUUGCACUGAGGCCUUCAAUAAGAACUUAUUCAAUGAAACGCUUCCAGAUGGACUCUCGGCAAGGACAGUACAUAUGAUGAAAGACUAAACUAGGAUGGACUGAUUUGAAAACCCGUCGUCUUCGUUUAUUGUCCUUUUAUUGACUUGUUAGGUCCACCAACCAUUACAUACGUAUCUAAUAACCAGACAGCAAAUGAGGGAGAUGUGGUGAUGCUUAACUGUUCAGCUGAUGGUAAUCCACCUCCAAACAUCACUUGGACAAGACUCUCUAGUAACAGUCCCGUCACCUUUCCUCUGGUCGUCAGAAGACACGAUGAGGGAGGUUACAGAUGCAGUGCUGAUAAUGGUAUAGCCAUUAAAAUCAUUGAUGUCUUCAUCACUGUGCAAUGUGAGUGA